Messenger RNA from Soboliphyme baturini, 1344 nucleotides. The record is from the annotation of a GenBank genome assembly. NCBI's taxonomy places the organism in Eukaryota, Metazoa, Nematoda, Enoplea, Dioctophymatida, Soboliphymatidae.
AUGAUUUAUUUACAUUUUUCAUCAAUUGUUAAAGUUAGCCAGAAUAUUGAAAUAACGCUUCCGGACGGAAAGAAAAUUACAGGAAAGUCGUGGCGCACGACACCGUAUCAAGUAGCUGAGCAGAUCGGUAAGUCUCUGGCUGAUCAAGCUAUUACCUGUAAAGUUGACGAUGAACUGUGGGACUUGGAUCGGCCAUUCGAAAAGUCGUGCACUGUCAAAUUUCUGAAGUUUUCGGACUGUGAACAAGCCAAAGAGGUUUUCUGGCAUAGUUCUGCUCAUCUACUCGGCGAAGCUGCCGAACGUUACUUCGGUGGUAGUCUCUGUUAUGGUCCUCCACUGGAAAACGGCUUCUAUUAUGAUAUGCAUAUCGAUAGGUCCAUCGUCGCUGAAGACCUGCCAAAAUUGGAGUCGAUUAUCACUUGCAUCAUAAAAGACAAACAGCGUUUCGAAAGACUGGAAUUAAGCAAAGCAGAACUGUUGGAGUUGUUCAAAUUCAACAAAUUUAAGUUGCGUUUGAUUAACGAAAAAGUCGUUUGCCCCACUGCCACAGUGUACCGUUGCGGAAGUUUGAUCGACAUGUGUCGCGGACCUCAUGUUCGUCACAGUGGUAAAAUCAAGGCGUACAAGCUUCUGAAGAGCAGCUCAACGUACUGGGAAGGCAAAGCCGACAUGGAGUCGUUGCAACGUGUGUAUGGCAUCAGCUUUCCAGACGCCAAGCAAUUGAAGGAGUGGCAGAAAUUGCAGGAAGAGGCGGCAGCUAGAGAUCAUCGACGACUCGGUCGAGAUCAGGAGUUAUUUAUGUUUCACGAAUUGAGUCCUGGUUCGGCAUUUUUCUACCCACGGGGAACGUACAUUUACACGACUCUUGUCGAGUUCAUUCGGAGACAGUACCGAAAACGCGGCUUUACCGAAGUCAUCACACCAAACAUGUUCAACAGCAAGUUGUGGGAGACCUCUGGCCACUGGCAGCACUACUCUAAGAACAUGUUCAAAAUUGAGGUAGAGAAGGAGCAGUUCGGAUUGAAGCCCAUGAACUGCCCAGGCCACUGCCUGAUGUUUGAUUCCCGUCCUCGUUCCUUCAAGGAACUGCCAAUCAGAUUCGCCGACUUCGGCGUACUUCAUCGAAACGAACUUUCUGGUGCACUAAGCGGCCUGACCAGAGUGAGGCGUUUUCAACAGGACGAUGCCCACAUUUUCUGUCGACAUGAUCAAAUUAAAUCUGAAAUAUACGCGUGCUUGGAUUUCGUGAAAUUCGUCUUUUACACCUUCGGUUUUGAACUAAAGCUGUUUUUGUCGACUAGGCCUGAUGAUUUCAUUGGAGAAAUUUCUGGAAUGUGGCCUUAA